GCCAGAGGGAGCUUAGUGACAAAUGGUGCAACAGUGCCCACUCCUGGCUGCUCCACAGCUCCGAGCUGUGACUGGGAAUUACACAACUUCUGGAAAAGUCCAAAGCCACAGGGCGUGAAUCACAGUGUCAACAUCACCGCUAGGUCCUGUAUAAAUAUCUAGCGGAAGACAGCCUCACUGCGCUUCAUCCGCUCUGAAGAGGCAAGAUCAACAGGGAGGUGAGUGGUCCUCUUCUGCCUGGCAGCCCGGCUAGGUGGGAGGAAAAUGCCUAUUGUGUGUCUUCAGGGUACCAGCCCUGUGCACAGCUGCCUUCUGCUGCACUAGACAGAACUGCAGUAGGAAUAUCCUUUAAAUGCUUGAUUUGUCUUUAGAAUUGUACAUGGGGCUGAUGCUACAGUUUUUUGCCAUGUUGUUUAUUAUGAUAAAGAUUGUUUCUAUUUGAUCCUGCAGAAAUUCUGUACAGUGAUGAUACUGUUAUUCCUAAUUCUUACUCAUGGGUGACCUCUAUUCAAAACUGCUGCUGCCUCUACCUGGGAAUGACCCAGAUACGUACUGCAUAUAUCACAGCAUUUUAAGGCUGCAAGCUUUAUCCAAUGCAUUUGCUAUAAAGACUACACAAUUGGAUAAUUUAAUUCAGCAUCCUCAAAGGCACAAAGUCUCUCUGAGUUAGAGAGCUGUUAUUGAGUUGAUAUUGUAGCUGCACAGGGCACGUUUGAGUGAGAUGGACAGAGCAGAGAGCAAUCAAGGCUGGACGCUACAGUUCUCGGACCCCAUGUUUUUUCCUAGUAGGAGUGUAUUAGAAUGUGCAAAUCCCUUCUAAUGCAGAGCUCUGUCCAUCUGCGUGAUUGAGCAGAAUUGUGGGUUCUACUAUUGUGGGUUCUUCUUCUGGGUUCUAUUAACAGUGUUCUACUUUUUCCUGCAAGUCCUACAAGUACUAUUGGACCUUAUUUAUGAGUAGGACAUUGUUUGAACUUGUUAUUGACUUAUUUUUCUCCCAUUAUUAUUUUGCCUUAUAUCCAGACCUGUAAGAUAUGUAAGGCUAGUAGUCAUGUGACUGAAAAUGUCAACAUUAUGACUGUUUUCCCUUAAUGGCAAGAUAUUUACUUCAAUAGUGACAUUUCAAUUGAAUAUCUGGUACCAAAAUUGAAAGGAUGUGUAAUGUUUUCCAAAUCUAGACAUUGGGAUUUAUUUUUCCCCCCCAACGAUUCAGUGUUUUCUGGGAAGUUGCACAGUGAGUGUGUUGAAUACACAAGGGAUUAUAGGGCUGCCUGGAAUAAUCACAGAGAUUAGUGGAGAAUAAUUUGUGUUUGUUUCUGUUCCAUUCCAACAGGGAGAUCUGUCAGAUAAGCUCCCCCUAGGGCUGGUUUCAAUCUGUUGCUCCGAAGAUCAGCGUUGUAGCAUGAUUUAAAUGUAUAGGCAUUGUUUCCGUGUUCGCGGAGACUGCAUUCACGGUAAACGAUAAACGCUGCAUAUGUCGACUCAAUUGAAAAGUAACUUUACAUUUCAACCGCGCUACAACUCUGCUCUUCGGCGCUAUGGAUUGAAUCCAGCCCCUAAUCUCCACAUUGUAUCCAUGUCACAGGGCUCAUCUUGAGCCUAAUGUCUAUACUUAUAUCAAAUUAGAAAAGUAUAAAAUAGAAGAAAUGUCUAUGAUGUAAUGCAGUAUAAAGACACUUUAUCCUUUGGAACAAAUCAGUAAAUGUCAGCAUUAAAGGAAAAGGAUUUAAAUUAUGCUGUGUCACGCUAUUGUCAUUGUUAGAUGGGCAACAUUACCCUCUAGUGGGUAUUAUCAACAUCACAACAACACCAAGGUCAGACGUGGACUAUGAGGUCCUUUUGCAGUGCUUUUCACAAGAGGUGUUAUGAUUACAUCCGAAAUACCCUCAGCCCCAAGUAGCUUCCAUAGAUGUUUUCCCCCAUAAAUGUAUUAAAUCUAGGUUUGCCAGUUAUAUUGUAUCAUGUCUGUUUUUCAGGUGUGUACUGCAUCAGUCGCUUGGGAUCUAAGAAACAGGAAUGAUGAGAGUCUUUGGGUCACUAGUGGGCCUUGCUCUGCUUCUGCUAUCUACUGAGUGUCUGCUGCCUCCAUCCAAGGAGGAUCUAAGCCGUAAGCCAUCAUAUAACUAAAUAUUACAAAAAUAUCUUCAAAUUGUUCUGAAUAGCAGUAUACUGUAUAAUGCAGGGUGUUCUGUGAAUUUUAAGUCCAUUUAAGUCGCUGUGGAGAUUUAUUUUGAGCAAUUGUUCUCUGCAGAGAUUUCUCUCCUGGGGGUGAAGUACCUGGACAAGCAGAUAGAGAAUGCCAUCAGUGGGGUGAAGGAGAUGAAGACAGUGAUGGAGAGGUCUGGAGAGGAUCACAAUAAGUUCCUGAGUGCCCUGGAGAAAACUAAACAGCAAAAAGAGGUACAGUACAUUUGACGUAUUGUACCAUGAGCUGUCAUCACUGUUUUGGACAAAAUUAAGAUCACACUGUACAUUUUGUGUGCAAUUCAUCAGCAAUAGUCACCAAGUUCUUUUUAGACCACUGACUCGGUUGCUGUGUUUGUUUCCCAGGAUGCUCUGAAGGCAGCUCAGGAGAUGGAGACGAAACUGAGUGAGGAGCAGGAGGUGUGUAACGGCACCAUGCAGUCUCUGUGGGAGGAGUGCAAGCCCUGCCUGAAGAACACCUGUAUCAAGUACUACUCCAAGACCUGCAGCAGUGGCGCUAGACUGAUCGGCAGACAGGUACCGCCUCAACUACACAGAACUAUCAUCAAUCAAUCUCCACAUUGGUUUGCAAUUGUAGUUCAAAUAUGUUGUGUGAGCUAGACUUACACAGAGACAAGCAGUACAGCUGAUCAAUGUGUUUAAGCUAUUGUUAUACAAUCCUUCCAAAUAAAAUAGGUCACUGUUGUACUAGCUGCUUUCUCCUGUUUCUCUCUCAGCUGGAGGAGGUUCUGAACAGGACCUCUCCAUUCUCCAUCUGGAUCAACGGGGAGAACAUGGAUGUUCUGGAGCGGGAGGACCAGGAGCAGAGCCAGAGGUUCCAGAACCUGGAGGAGCGCUACUCCGACGUGGCCGAUGGGGUGGACAGCAUCUUCAUGGACAGCAUGAGGGUGUUUGACCACAUGCGCUCCCUCAACCCUCCCAUGUUCUCCAGCCCCUUCCGCAUGCCCAGCAUCUGGGGUCAGAGUGAGAGGGCAGAGGCGGGCGAGGUGCGCUCCCGUAUGGUCAGGUCCCCUUUGCAGGACCCAGACUUCCAUGGGUUCCACAACAUGUUCGCUCCCAUGAUGGACAUGGCCCGGAAUAUCUUCGGCUCCAUGGGGCCUGUCAUGGACGCAGAUGCUAACUUUGACAUCAACCCCUCAGAGGGUAUACCUCAGUCCUAAUUAAACAACUGUUAUUAUACAAUAAUAUGAUUUAUAACGUUUACAUAAAUUAUCUUGGGUUUCUUUUUUCCACAGAGGGGAGUGUGAAUGAGGAUGUUGUUGUGACAAAGCCUUCUGGUAUGACCUGCAGAGAGAUACGUCGCAAUUCUGCUGGCUGCAUUAAACUGCGAGGAGAGUGUGAAAAAUGUGUAGCGAUCCAGGAUAUUGGUAAAGCCCAUCAUAUUUAUUAGUAUUUCUCUUUCGCACAAUUCUGCAACAUUCAUAUAACCCAGGUGAUUCAAAACUCAGAGGUCAGAACAGGUCUCAACAAAAACAAGCAGGAUUAUCAUUGGCACAUCACAGGGAGUAGCAUUCAUCAUGCACUGGCUUGUACACCUACACUUUCAAGUGUCUACGAUACCAUAAAGUCAUGCCUUCGCUGAGUCAGGUAUAAUAAGUUGCUAUUACAUCACACCAAAUAUUGCUGACAUAGGGCUUGAGGGACACCAGCGACUCUGUUGACUAUAGAGUUGUGUAUUACAUGAAUUGUGGUUCUCUCCUCCAGACUGCUCAGGGAAGAAGCCUCUGGCUGGUCCUCUGAAGAAGGACCUGGAGCAGGCCCUGGCCAUGGCAGAGAAGUACACUCAGGAGUACAGCAAGCGGCUGAGGAGGUUUGAGGAGCAGAUGUCCAACACCUCCAGCCUGCUGGACCUUUUUAGCAAGCAGUUUGGCUGGGUGUCUGCCCUGGCCAACAACACCAACGAUGGAAUCUUUAAGAUCAAAACGGUGACACUCCAUAGUCUGCAUUGCGUUUCUAUUACUAAAGUAUCUUACCUAUUUCUUUGUAACAUGGUCUUAUGAAUAGACUUAUGUCUUGAACUCCUCCAAGGUCAUGUCCAAGGACACAGAGGACCCUGAGAAGCCAGGGGAAACCAAUGUGUCUGUCCAGUUGUUUGACACCCCCGCCAUGACCUUCAGUGUGCCUGGAGACAUCCCCUGGAAUGACUCCAAGUUCUCUGAGGUGGUGGCGCAGGAGGCCCUAGACCGCUACAAACAGACCACUGUGUGAGUGCUUUUGUGUCAGUGGACCAAUAAUAAUAAAAUUACAAAUCAUACCAGGUUUUAUAGCAAGUACAUUUUAAAGUGAGACAGGAGACAAUGUCAUGAAGUGGAUUUUGAAUUGACCUUAUUUCCUUUCCAGAGUGGUGAAGUAGAAAUUGGAGGAGACCCCACCGUGCACCACUACACGAAGCAGAAUGUUCAGGAUGAUUUCACAUGGUCAACUAGAAACAGAAGUGAAACCUGUCAUCAUUGUUGUUGUUGAUCAUAUUACAAGUAAUUGUAUUACUGUAUAUUAUGUGUAACUAGAGCUCAUCCUGCUGUAAGAACCUAACUAUAAAUAACGCACCAAGUCCUGUUGUCUUGAGGAAAUAGAAUAUAGUACUGCUGUUGCCCUUGAGUAAAACCUGCUCACUGCUCUUCACUUCAUGUUAAUUGCUACUGUUCCUUUUGUACUCUUCUGCACAGCAACGUACAACUAAGCAAUAUAAGUAAAUGAGACCUGACAAAAACACCACCACUGUAUCUCUGAUUAUUUACUUGCCCAAGUUCUAUGAAAAAUGUUACAUCAGCUUAUAAAGGAUCUUGUCAGACUGGAAUGCAUCAAAUUUUACUAUCAAGACUUAAAAUGUAGCAAUACAAGCAUUUCUUCCAACGGUAU
Molecule: messenger RNA, 5061 nt
Organism: Coregonus sp. 'balchen'
Lineage: Eukaryota; Metazoa; Chordata; Actinopteri; Salmoniformes; Salmonidae
Source: the annotation of a GenBank genome assembly